UACACAGACAGAAGUACAGGGAGGGACAGACACAGACGUACAGAGUGAGACACAUACACACGAGGACACGGAGAGAAGAGAAAACAAGUGUUGAAGGUCCCAUCGUUGAUGCGGAUGUGUUAACUGACUGAGGAAUCCUCUCCUGGAGCGUUUGCUGGAGACAGCGAAGGGGAUCUGGUGUGACCCAGUCCUGUCCCAAACAGAACCAUUUUUACCCUGAAACAGGGAAACCAACCCCGACUCAAUCAAUCGGGGACUGUAACAUGUCUGUCUGCUCAGAGGAGGGGAGAGAAUGGAGAACUGUCCAGAAGAAGAAGAAGAAGGGAAUGAAUAAGAAAAGAAAAGAUAACGUCAAAGACACAAGGGCCAUUCUGCUGGAGACAGAGUCGCUGAGUGCGCUUGAGGGACAGAGGAUCCGAAGCAAAAUAAAAGAAUCUGUGGAGGAGCUGCGGGGGUCAGAGUUCGGAGCAGCUUGCCUCGAAACCAUCGGCAGAAGCUUGAGGGAGAAUCUCGGCGGGUUGGAGAGCAGCAGGCCCUGCCCUGAGGCUGGUGGGGGAGUCGCACACCUGGUCUGUCCUGUGCCGCAGGAUGUGGAGACGGACAGUGUGGAGCCUGGGGGAGACCCACUGGACUGCGUGUGUUACGGAAUCGGAAACUUCUCUACCUCGGUGACCUCUCGCUAUCAGCUCGCUCUGCUCCUCCUGCUCCUGGAGUCCUUACAGGUCCCCAGAGCUCGCUGCCUUCUCUUUGAUCCUUUGUUCAGUGAGUGGGAGAGAGAAUUCCUGAGGGAGCUCGGGAUGACAGUGCUGAAAGACAACGAGGAGGGGAAGCGAGCUGUGGACAGACCCACACUCUUCUACAUGAUUCACUGUGGUAAAGCUCUGUACAACAACUUGCUGUGGAGAAACUGGUCGCCAGGGCGGUUGGCGCAGAUCACACUGAUUGGAAACAGUUUUAAAGGGAUUGAAGAGAGAUUGCCAUCUCGGACACUGCAGAGCGAGUACACCUGCAUCGCACACAUUUUGGACAUAACUGAAGAAUGCGCUCUACCUGCCAGCUCCAGGUACAUGGAUGUCUUCAACGACACUUCCCUUCAUCACUUUCCCAGGGACAAACUGAAUGUGAAACCUCCAGUAUUCUGGGAUGUUCCUGCCGAACCCACGUACCAGGAGUGUGAGGACCUGGAAAUAAUUCGGAACCUCGUGAUCACAGAGACGGACCAGAGUGGAGUUAAAUAAGUUCAGUGUGGGUGUCUGCUGGGUUCAGCCUUUCACACACACAGGGAGCGGAGGGUGUCUCGUGGUUUGGGAUCACCACCCGCUGCACAGAGGAUCCUCCUGGAUGUUAAGCUGUGGGAGCGGCUGGUUUUGCAGGGUUUGAGGAAGUGAAGAUUGCUGAUGAUGAUAAUCUUGCAUUUGCUGUAACGCCUUAUCACAUCUUUGAGAUGUGUCACAGGUUAUACUGUAAAGUGAAUUGACUGCAUUUGGACAGUUUGUCACCUUUUAUUAAAGGAACACCCAUUACCCAUACAAUACUGCGUUAAAAACAACUUCCAGAGAAAACUUUCGAUACAAACAACUAAAGUCACACUUGGGCUUAUAGAACCUGCAGCCACAGCAAGAGGACAGUCGCAGAAAAAUAAAACCAGUUUGAAAACAUGA
Molecule: messenger RNA, 1661 nt
Organism: Callorhinchus milii (elephant shark)
Lineage: Eukaryota; Metazoa; Chordata; Chondrichthyes; Chimaeriformes; Callorhinchidae
Gene: srrd
Product: SRR1 domain containing
Exons: 7
Coding region: 264-1238 (324 amino acids)
Biological process (GO): microtubule-based process
Cellular component (GO): nucleus; cytoplasm
Source: RefSeq, a predicted model, not a curated record